UGCAGCCUUCUUGAUCACAACAAUUUCUGGAUAUCCAGCAAGCGUAUUGUGACACCAAAAGGGGUGAUUUCUGGUGCAAUUGAGGUCAAAGGAGGAAACAUUGCGUCUGUAAUGGAAGAGGAUUGGCAAGAGAAUGUCGGGACUGGACAAGUGAUUGAUUAUGGGGAGGCUGUUGUCAUGCCUGGUCUGAUCGAUGUGCAUGCAUAUCUUGAUGAUCCUGGAAGAACAGAAUGGGAAGGAUUUCCUUCAGGGACUAGAGCAGCUGCUGCUAGUUUGUGGGUUAACAACUUUGGUUGACAUGCCUCUUAACAGUUUUCCAUCUACAGCUUCCGAAGAAACUUUUGAACUCAAGUCCUUUAUGUGUCCUUCGGGGAUCAAUGACUUUCCCAUGACAAAUGCUGGCCAUAUUAAGAGUAUCUCAGCCGACAUGGGAUCAAGACUAUCUGGAAAAGUUUUGGCGACUUUCGUGAGAGGCAACCUCGUCUACAAAGAAGGGAAGCACGCUCUUGCUGCCUAUGGUGUCCCCAUCCUUGCAAGAUAAUGAGAUGAACUUGUAGGUUUCAGUUAAGAUGGUUCACCAAUUGUGGGGGAUCUGGGGGGCAAUGUAAGAGAAUACCAAUCACUUUGAUCUGUUGAUCUGACUGGGCGUUUCAAGUCAUUGGAUGAUUCUGGCUAUGGACCUACUGUUGAUUGGUUGUAUAUUUGGAUGCAUAUGAGGGAAAUGUACAUAUUGCGACCUACAAAAACUGAGCCAAAAAAAUAAAAAAAAUGAAACCUAGAAAAUUUCACUGCAGGAUUUUCAA
Molecule: messenger RNA, 803 nt
Organism: Camellia sinensis
Lineage: Eukaryota; Viridiplantae; Streptophyta; Magnoliopsida; Ericales; Theaceae
Source: RefSeq, a predicted model, not a curated record